This is a messenger RNA of Alternaria novae-zelandiae, 231 nucleotides long. RefSeq lists its product as uncharacterized. The record is from RefSeq and is a predicted model, not a curated record. The transcript is spliced from 2 exons. NCBI's taxonomy places the organism in Eukaryota, Fungi, Ascomycota, Dothideomycetes, Pleosporales, Pleosporaceae. The coding region runs from base 1 to 231 and encodes 76 amino acids.
AUGGGAAGGGGCUUGAUCAAGUACUUUCGCGAGGAGAAAGGUGCGAAGGAGAUUGCGGGCUUGACCGACGAUACGAAUGAAGAGGCGAAGAGGCUCUUCCGCAGACUUGGAUUCCAAAACCAUGGGGUCAGGAAGGUACGUGGUAUUCGGUGGGGUGGUGAAGUAAUCGACGUGGAUCUCUGGACCUUGGGACUAGAGGAUGGGAAGAAACUGGAAGACUUCGGGUUUUGA